CCGGACGGUGGGCUCGGCGGCGAGCGAGCGGGCGGGCGGGCCGCGGAGGACGCGCCGCCUGCGCCUCCCUCCCUGCGUCCCUCGCUCGGGGCGGCGCGGGGCUGCCGCGGCCCUGCUCGCAGGCCAUGGGGGAAGGGGGGCGCCGUGGGGCGCCGCCGGCCCUUCCCCGGGGCGCCGCGGCGGCGCUGGUGGCGGCGGCAACAGCAGCAGCAGCGGCAGCGGCAACGCUGGUGGCCGGGCCGCGGCGAGGGCGAGGGCGCGGGGCGCGCCGCCAUGGGCCUGGCCGGGCUGCAGGAGAACGUGUUUGCCGGGCAGUCAAAGAUCUAUUCCUUCAUGAGCCCGAACAAAUGCUCUGGAAUGCGUUCCCCCCUUCAGGAAGAGAAUUCAGUUGCACACCACGAAGUCAAAUGCCAGGGGAAACCAUUAGCUGGGAUCUACAGGAAACGAGAAGAGAAGAGGAAUGCCGGGAAUGCAAUAAGAAGCACCCUGAAGUCCGAGGAACAGAAGGUCAAAGACGCCAGGAGAGGUCCCCUGGCACCUUUUCCAAACCAAAAAUCUGAAGCAGCAGAACCUCCAAAAUCUCCACCCUCAUCAUGUGAUUCUACCAAUACAGUGGGCGCCAAGCAAGCCCUGAAAAAACCCCUCAGGGGCAAACAGGCCCCUCGGAAAAAAGCUCAAGGGAAAACGCAACAGAAUCGCAAACUCACAGAUUUCUACCCAGUCCGAAGGAGCUCCAGGAAGAGCAAAGCUGAGCUGCAGUCUGAAGAAAGGAAAAAAAUAGAUGAGUUGAUUGAAAGCGGGAAGGAAGAAGGCAUGAAGAUUGACCUCAUCGAUGGCAAAGGCAGGGGUGUGAUUGCCACCAAGCAGUUCUCCCGGGGUGACUUUGUGGUGGAAUACCACGGGGACCUCAUCGAGAUCACUGAUGCCAAGAAGCGAGAGGCUCUGUACGCACAGGACCCCUCCACGGGCUGCUACAUGUACUAUUUUCAGUAUCUGAGCAAGACCUACUGCGUGGAUGCCACUCGAACAAACCGCCUGGGGAGGCUGAUCAAUCACAGCAAAUGUGGGAACUGCCAAACCAAACUACAUGACAUCGACGGGGUGCCUCACCUCAUCCUCAUCGCCUCCCGAGACAUCGCCGCUGGGGAGGAGCUUCUGUAUGACUACGGUGACCGCAGCAAGGCCUCCAUCGAAGCCUACCCAUGGCUGAAGCAUUAACGGUGGUCGACGGCCCCGCCACCCCAGCAAAGGACAAAGUGCCCUCAGAGGGAAUGAUUUUUUACACACUUCCUCUUAGUGGAUUACUUCAAAUGUUUUUAUGAAGCAUAUUAAGAUGCCUUUUCACUGUAGUAUUUAAAUAUCUGUUACAGGUUUCCAAGGUGGACUUGAACAGAUGGCCUUAUAUUACCAAAACUUUUAUAUUCUAGUUGUUUUUGUACCUUUUUUGCAUACAAGCCGAAGGUUCGUGCUUCCCGUGCAUGCAGUCCAAGACUCGGCACAGGUUUUAGAAGAAGGGUCACCAUGAACUAGGAGGCCGGGCGAGUCUGUGCCAGGACUGCCCACACUGACGUCCAAGGUCAGGCGGCUGCGAGGGCAUGCCCCACGCACGUCGGGCCUGGCUGGACGUCUCCAAGCUCUUGUUCUCCUCUGUCUCGACAGGCGCACGCUGACGUGCAUGAAUGUUUUAAAGGGUUUGCAGUAAGCUAGUCUUCCCUCUGCUUCUGAAAGCUUACUGACUCUGGCCGCACCGGCUGAGCGCACACUUCUUCCGCAGGCCGCUUCAGGUGGGUAGGAGCCAGAGGGCCGGGAAGAGCACUGCUUCCCACCCGCGGGGCAGGCCUUCCUGAAACUUGGUUAAUUCUUUAUAGAAAUGUGAACACUGAAUUUAUUUUAAAAAAAAAAAAAAAAAAAAAUAAAAAACAAAAAUCAAAAAAAAGAAAAAAAACCACAGAAAACAACUUACAUGUAUAUAGGUCUUGAAGUGAGUGAAGUGGCUGCAUUGUUUUGCUUUAUUUUGGGCUUUUAGUUUUUGUAGAGGAGAUUUGAGAUGGUACUCUAUUCUAAUCAAAAAUAAAGUUUUGUAGUGGGACCAGAAAUUACUUACCGAUACCCCCACUCACCCGCCCUGAUGCCAAGGCCUGCAGUGUGUCAGACCAUCAGGUGUCCUUCCGGUGAAGAUGCAGCCAUGAACUGCAGUGUGAGCCUGCGAGCCCAGGACCCCUACCCUAGUGACCAUGGCAAGCCUCAGGAAGUCACCAGGUGUGCUGGGUGCCAGCAAGGUCUGGAAGCCAGGAAACAAGGAGGAGCCUCAAGUUUUCACCUACAGUGCGAUAGACAGGAGAAGGUGGCUUCCUACUCUGUCCCUAGGGAGUUCAGGGCUCGGGAGCUGGAACCUGAGCUCCUGCCCACCUGGUCCAGGUAAAUGUAAACGCCAGGUAUAAGGAAGGGCUCUCGUCCUUGGUCCUCCCUCACCCCACCCUGGGCCUCACGACGGUGCUACCUAAGAAAGUCUUCCCCCUGCCCCGCUAGCCUGGUCAGUGGUCAGCGAGUUGGAGGAGGAUCCACAGGAGUGUGUAAAUGUGAAAUGAAAUGUCUUGGUUGUACCUGUUUGUGGUUUAGCUUUGUAUUUAAGCAAACAAACGAAGAGGAAAUAAACUUGAAGAUUAUUUGUCAUCAUAAAAAUGAAACAGAAAUUAAAAUAUUUAUUGCCUGGCGAGGCCACCCUUGUGUCUGUCUGUUUCUAUAAGGGAGAGUUAGCAAAAAGGAGUUUUUGGUUUUUUUCAUUUUGUCCUUGUGCAUGUUAGACAAAGCCCUGUACCCCUGAACUAUAUCCCAAGCCCUUAAGAAGCAGGGUGUGUUUCCUGUUGUUUUUUUAUGAAAGGGUCACACACCAGCCUUAGACCCUAGAGUGCCAGUCACAGUGUUGCCGAUGGGAUUUCAAAUGUGGUCCCGGGAACCCAUGCUCCUCAGUUUCCUCUUCCUCUUAAGGAGGGUGGGUCGAGAGGUGCUUCUGAAAAUAAAAAGUUAAUACCUUGUGGGCACGCACUAAAUGCAGUUGCCAUUAUUGUUGCUUCUGAUUUGCUAGAUCUGAUUCUCAGGCAGGUGUCAGCAUCAUUUGCCCUGCCUGGCUUGGGCUGAGAGCCCCUCCUGCCAGCUCAGAUCUCUGCCCCCACCAGCUAGGUUCCUUAGUCCCCUCAGUCCCAAUACAGAGCACUUGGGAUGACUUGGGACUGGGUGGAGCAGAUAUGGCAUCAGCUUUUAGUGGUUGUCACUCAUGUAACCUCUGAGAUGAGGCCAUCAAGUAAUAAAUCUGUCCACCUGCCUUGCAGGGUGUCCCAAGGACUCAGGCAUUGUUACGCCUCGGAGGAAGGGACUGCCUGGUGCCCGAAUGCUCAGGCCCUGGAACAGAGCCUUUGACUCCCAUCCACUUAGCUGUGUAACCCUGGACAGGUGACUGACCUCCCCAUCCAUUAGUUUCCUGCACUGCACAGGGACAGUAACUAAUCCAUGGGGUGACCGUGAGCAUUUGAUGAGUCAACACAUAAAAAGUCAGGUAUGGUGGCUCAAACCUGUAAUCCCAGCUGCUCAAGAGGCAGAGAUGG
Castor canadensis (American beaver) is the source of this 3602-nucleotide messenger RNA. RefSeq names its product lysine methyltransferase 5A (gene Kmt5a). Gene Ontology annotation, biological process: regulation of transcription by RNA polymerase II; regulation of DNA damage response, signal transduction by p53 class mediator. NCBI's taxonomy places the organism in Eukaryota, Metazoa, Chordata, Mammalia, Rodentia, Castoridae. The record is from RefSeq and is a predicted model, not a curated record. Gene Ontology annotation, cellular component: nucleus; polytene chromosome. Gene Ontology annotation, molecular function: protein binding; transcription regulator activity; histone H4K20 methyltransferase activity.